Messenger RNA from Selaginella moellendorffii, 1867 nucleotides. RefSeq names its product protein NUCLEAR FUSION DEFECTIVE 4. Bases 254 to 1780 code for a protein of 508 amino acids. Gene Ontology annotation, cellular component: membrane. NCBI's taxonomy places the organism in Eukaryota, Viridiplantae, Streptophyta, Lycopodiopsida, Selaginellales, Selaginellaceae. The transcript has 2 exons. The record is from RefSeq and is a predicted model, not a curated record.
AGUUUUUGAGUGUACUUUGUGACUGCUGGGAUUCGAGCCCAGGUCUCCACGGCCACAACGUGGAAUUCUCACCACUAAACUACAGCCACAUUCAGUCACUAAGACAUAUAUUUAACUUGAUAAUCUUAAUUUAUUAUUUAUAAGAAAAAACUCACACUUAUUUCAUAAUAAUUAACUAAGUAAUUUUAUCAAAAAGAUUCUCAUAAGUGACAUAACCCCAUUUUUAGGGUUCCAAGAACAGAGGAAGAAGGGAAUGCUGGGGAAGAGAUGGGUGAUGCUGGUAGCUGGGCUGUGGAUCCAAUUCACCGCUGGUUCCCCCUACGUCUUCGGCCUCUACUCCGAAUCCCUCAAGCGCGCGCUCGGCUACACGCAAACCCAGCUCGACACCAUCGCCUUCUUCAAGGGAAUCGGCGCCAACGUUGGCAUCCAUGCCGGAUUGCUCUACCUGCUUGUCCCGCCCUGGGCGAUCCUGGCAAUUGGAUCGCUCCUCAACCUCGUCGGCUAUCUGUCCAUCUGGCUCGCCGCCGCUGGAAAGCUCGGGCGCGUGGAUUUCUGGCAAGUCUGCGUGUUCAUGCUCCUCGCCGCCAAUGCGCAAACCUUUCUCAACACCGCGGUGGUGGUCACCUCGGUGGCGAAUUUCCCGAGCAGCCGAGGCACAGUGGUCGGCCUCAUGAAGGGUGGCCUGGGAUUGAGUGGCGCGGUUCUUACGCUGAUCUUUAGAACACUCCGUACAAGAGAUCAAGUCUCGUACACUCUCUUCGCGGCUCUAGUCCCAUCUCUGGCCUCUCUCUUGCUCAUGUUUCUCAUCCGGCCACUGCCAGUAGCAAUCGAUCGAUUCGAAACGACCAACUUACACAAGAUCUCCGGGAUCAUCGUGGCUAUCGCGUUUCUCCUCGUCCCAAUCUCGAUAGCUUCUCCAAACCAAGCGCUAGCGAUGGACUUCUCAGCUCUCCUCAUUCUCCUCCUCCUCGCAUCGCCCCUCCUCGUUGCAUUGCGAGCCGAGCUCACGGCCGAGGAAGACCACUCCACCCAAGAGCAAGCCAGGCUCUUGGAACCCGAGGAUCCGCCAAGAUCAUCCCGCAAGCCUGACUUGCAACUCGGCCAGGAAUUCACGCUCGCCCAGGCGCUAUCAUCGCUGGAGUUUUGGCUGCUCUUCGUCGCGGCGUUCUGUGGCAUGGGAACCGGGCUCACCACCAUCGACAACGUCAACCAGCUCGGCCUCUCGCUUGGCCACUCCAAGCGCGACAUCUCGAUCGUUGUCUCGCUCAUGAGCGUCUGGAACUUCCUGGGCCGGUUUCUAGCUGGACUGAUCUCGGACAAGUUCCUCCACUCGCAGGGCUUCCCACGGCCGGCUUUCAUCGCCAUCGCUCUGGGAGCACAGUCUCUGGGCCAUCUCGUCGUCGCCAUGGCUCUUCCGGGAGCUCUCUACGUUGGAACUCUGGCGAUUCUUCUCGGCUAUGGCGCGCACUGGUCUCUCAUGCCCGCCACCGUCUCGGAGAUCUUCGGGCUGGGACGAUUUGGAGCGCUCUUCAACACGCUCACGGUGGCCAGCCCGCUGGGAUCUUACGUCUUCUCGGUCCAAGUUGCGGGUUCUUUCUACGAUAGGGAGGCCCGAGAGCAAGGAUCUUCCAGCUGCUAUGGUUCUCACUGCUUCAUGGCCACCUUUCUCAUUCUCGCUGGAGUUUGCGUCUUUGGGUGCCUGACCACGCUGGUGAUGGUCGCGACGACGAGAGAGUUUUAUAAAACCCAAGCCUUCGAGAACUCGAGAGAAAGAAUAUAGCUAUAUAAAAAGCAUCAUCGAUCGAUCAAGAGUCAGUUUUUGGACGAAAACUUAGCUCGACAAUCGCGCUCCCACAUCUAAAAGCUA